AGGCAAGCCUGUCAUGAAGAGAAGAAAACCGGUCCGAGUUUGUCCGCGGAACGUCUCGUUCUUGUUUGAGUAUGCAGGUGUCUCUAGCGCUCGUGCAGUGCGGCGCGCGGCUGUUGCUGCUGCUGCUGCUACAGGGAUGUUUCACAGCUGCGAACGGAUGGAGAGCUUUAAAAAACGAUGCUACAGAAAUUAUACCAGAAUACACAGAAGACACGAAUAGACCUGAGGAGCAGAUACAAAUUUCUAAUAACAACACAAUGAACCGAGCUAAGAACGGAGGAAGGAGGUCAUCAGCCAACUCACGUACUUAUGGAGCCUCUGAACUAAGUUGCCGGGAGCUGCGUUCUACCCGCUACAUUACCGAUGGAUCCUGCCGCAGCGUCAAACCUGUAAAAGAACUGGUGUGUUCUGGUCAAUGCCUUCCAGCUCACUUGAUGCCAAACUCAAUUCUAAGGGGAAAAUGGUGGAGAAGCAGCUCAUCUGAUUACCGCUGCAUUCCCGCCCACUCCCGCACCCAGCGGAUACAGCUCCAGUGCCCUAACGGACCAAACCGGACAUACAAAAUCCGAGUAGUCACGUCUUGCAAGUGCAAACGCUACACUCGCCAUCACAACCAAUCGGACGUCAAGGAGUUGUCGUCCAAGAAGCCACGACGCAAUAAGAAGCACCGCAGCAAACUGCCGUUGGUCAACAGCAAUUCGUACUGAGGGGGAAAACAGAAACUGAUACAGAAAAUCUCUCUUGCACACAUACAGAUACACCUAUAUACAUACGUAUGCACACAUAAUACAGAAACUGCAAUCCUCAGCUACAAGGGAAUGAAUAAACGCAUUAGCUUUUAACAAACAUGUUGGCGUGCCAACAAGUUUGCAAUGUAUUUCAGAUGUCUCGCUGUUUGUAUGUGUUCUUGAGCUGAAAUAGUUCCAGUUUGAUCAGAGAAUGCCAGCAGACUAAUGGACGCUUGAGUAAAAGAUGUAUGCUGUUAUGUGAGAUUAGUUCAGGGAAUGAUGAUAUUUUUGAGGAAGGAGGAAUAACUCCAUAUAUUCUUGCCCAGGCAGUUCAUUUCGAGUUUGAAGUUCAUUGAAAGGGUAAGCUAACUACAGGCAAGCACGCUGAGCGUCCAACCAAUCCACCAAGCGCUCAUUUGAAUGUUUGUGUACCAGAUUUGUCCUCCUCUUCUGGGACUUGGAGCAGUGUAUGAUUUGACCGUUCAGCCGUUUCGGGCCCAAAAGACAUGCCACUGCUGACAGAUCGCUGAGGCCCAGAAUUCUUAACCUUGGUCAGUUUGACCAGCCCACGAGUCCUCUUGACAGGCUGGGGAGCCGAGCCAGUCACCAUGUGAGUGUCUGCAACUUCACAUUUCCACAAGAAACUGAUCGGAACUGGCAGUUACGGAGAGUUCGAAAAGUUGUGUCAGCCCUCCACGGUCCAAGUCCCCGGAGGUCAAGAACCGCAAACGAUAUUCCUGUGACUUGUCCUAAUUACCAAAUAGUUCCAUUCCUGUGUUUAGGAUUGGAGUCAUAAAAAGCCAUUUCCUCUAGACAUGGUCAGUUCCUGUUUGUUAGAACACCCGAGAAAGAGGCCCACAUGUGUGUAGCAAUCUGCAGCAAUUCCUCCCGGGCAAAAAACCUUUCUGCACCCUUACUUCGAUGGAAACCAUUUGGAGAUAUUCAGCUAUCUGCAAUCGCUAGCAGGUUUACCUACAUCCAUUACUGAAGUCUUCAGCAAAGAUGUCAUCCUUCCUGUCUCGUGACCGGAAAAGUAGACAAAUAAGUGAACCAAACUUUGAAAUUGUGGUCUGGAUGUUGAUUUUACACAGGAUAAAGAGAUAAGAGAAUGCCAA
This is a messenger RNA of Carassius carassius (crucian carp), 1843 nucleotides long. RefSeq names its product sclerostin-like. The record is from RefSeq and is a predicted model, not a curated record. Gene Ontology annotation, biological process: ossification; negative regulation of BMP signaling pathway; negative regulation of Wnt signaling pathway. Lineage: Eukaryota; Metazoa; Chordata; Actinopteri; Cypriniformes; Cyprinidae. Gene Ontology annotation, molecular function: BMP binding. The transcript has 2 exons. Bases 72 to 707 code for a protein of 211 amino acids.